AGGUCAGAUUGCGAGGCGGCCAGCCACAUAAAACGGGGUGUGGAGGGUGCCCCAGCAUCUGCCCCACCAUGACCUCCUGGGCCCUCCUGCUCCUUGCCUCAGUGCUCCUGGCCACCCCGGGGCUGACCUUUUGUGGUCUUUCCCCUGAGGACCAUGACCUGGACAUGGCUGACAGGUGUCAGGAUGAGAAGUUCUUCCGGAUGCUGGCCCAGGAGACCCCCCAGGAAGACCGUCCCUUCACCCUAUGCGGUAUCUGUAUGUGUAUUGUCAGCUGGGUGAAGAAUUGCCUGGGCUUCAACCUGAUUCAGAAAGUCAUUGAAAAAGUUGCAGGCCUCUUGUGUUCAGCAUGCCCAUUGGUGGAAAACAUCUGCAAAGCAUGGAUCACCAGUUUUCUUGAUAAAAUCACCUCUACACUGCUGCAUAUGGAACCUUCCAGGCACAUCUGUGUGUUUCUCGGGAUGUGCUGCCCUUAUUAGGUCUCUGAGCCUCUGGGGUCUCUGACGCCACCCUGGGGAGAAGCACAGAGUCUCCCACAACCACCACCUGCUUCUGCCCUCCCAGAUCCAGAGCCGACCCUCCAGUGUCUC
Prionailurus viverrinus (fishing cat) is the source of this 587-nucleotide messenger RNA. RefSeq names its product antimicrobial peptide NK-lysin-like. NCBI's taxonomy places the organism in Eukaryota, Metazoa, Chordata, Mammalia, Carnivora, Felidae. The coding region runs from base 69 to 476 and encodes 135 amino acids. Gene Ontology annotation, cellular component: cytolytic granule. Gene Ontology annotation, biological process: antimicrobial humoral immune response mediated by antimicrobial peptide; killing of cells of another organism; defense response to bacterium. The record is from RefSeq and is a predicted model, not a curated record. The transcript is spliced from 5 exons.